AUGACCUUCCGACGACAGUUACCCUACAUCACCCUCCGACGACAUUACCCUACAUCACCCUCCGACGACAGUAACCCUACAACAACCUCCGACGACAGUUACUCUACACCACCCUCCGACGACAGUUACCCUACAUCACCCUCCGACGACAGUUACCCUACACCACCCUCCGACGACAAUUACCCUUUAUCACCCUCCGACGACAGUUACCCUAAAUCACCCUCCGACGACAGUUACCCUACUUCACACUCCGACGACAGUUACCCUACAUCACCCUCUAACGACAGCUACCCUACAUCACCCUCCGACGACAGUUACCCUACAUCACCCUCCGACGACUGUUACCCUACAUCAUUCUCCGACGGCAGUAACCUAUAUCACUCUCCGACGACAGUUACCCUACAUCACCCUCCGACGACAGUUACCCUACACCACCCUCCGACGACAGUUACCCUACAUCAUUCUCCGACGGCAGUAACCUAUAUCACUCUCCGACGACAGUUACCCUACAUCACCCUCCGACGACAGUUACCCUACAUCACCUUCCGACGACAGUUACCCUACAUCACCCUCCGACGACAGUUACCCUACAUCACCCUCCGACGACAGUUACCCUACAUUACCCUUCGACGACAGUUACCCUACACCACCCUCCGACGACAGUUACCCUAUAUCACCCUCCGACGACAGUUACCUUACAUCACCCUCCGACGACAGUUACCCUACAUCAUCCUCCGACGACAGUUACCCUACAUCACCCUCCGACGACAGUUACCUUACAUCACCCUCCGACGACAGUUACCCUACAUCACCCUCCGACGACAGUUACCCUACAUCACCCUCCGACGACAGUUACCCUACAUCAUCCUCCGACGACAGUUACCCUACUUAAAGUAA
Pecten maximus is the source of this 897-nucleotide messenger RNA. RefSeq names its product paternally-expressed gene 3 protein-like. The record is from RefSeq and is a predicted model, not a curated record. The coding region runs from base 1 to 897 and encodes 298 amino acids. Lineage: Eukaryota; Metazoa; Mollusca; Bivalvia; Pectinida; Pectinidae. The transcript has 2 exons.